This is a messenger RNA of Trametes versicolor FP-101664 SS1, 2010 nucleotides long. RefSeq lists its product as uncharacterized. The coding region runs from base 1 to 2010 and encodes 669 amino acids. Lineage: Eukaryota; Fungi; Basidiomycota; Agaricomycetes; Polyporales; Polyporaceae. The record is from RefSeq and is a predicted model, not a curated record. The transcript has 5 exons. Gene Ontology annotation, molecular function: protein binding.
AUGUCCACGCGCGGCACACGGAAACGAGCACGGACGGGCUCGGUCGCCGCGGCCUCCAACGACGGCGCGACACCGGAGCCCGGAAACGCAGGAGUUGCCUCGAGGAAGCGCGACGAGGAGUUCUGGUACGAGGAUGGAAGCAUCAUUCUCGUCGCGCGCGACGUCGAGUUCCGCGUCUUCAAGGGCAUUCUCGCGGAACACUCCUCAGUCUUCAGGGACAUGUUUUCUCUGCCCCAACCUCAGGGCGACGCAUCCUCUUCCACCGGUAUAUCUCGAGACGUAGAGCACCCGUGUCCUAUUGUGCACCUGUCCGACUCUCCUGAAGACCUGCGUCACGUCUUGCGAGCGUAUAUGCCCAAAGGCGGUCCCAGCGCAUUCUUUCACAGCGGCGCUGCCCCUCUUUACUCGUAUCACUCGAUCUCCGCGGCCGUCCGGCUAGGCCACAAGUACCAAAUGACGGGCAUCCUCAACAACGCCCUUCAGUACUUGAAGACAUACUACCCAACCGACUUCGAGAAAUGGACGGCACUCGACGAAUACGGCCCUCCUGGGUUUGGCAUUCAUCAUGCGAUAGGUGUCGUCAACCUUGCUCGUCUUCUCGACGACGUCAGCCUGCUCCUCAUGGCGCUCCUCGUGUGCUGCGAGUUUGAGGACGGGGAACAGUUGAUUCGUGGCUUUGAGCGCGAGGACGGCACACGUGAACAGCUGACGCUGGACGACGUCGGACGGUGCUACUCCGCCCAAAUCCGCCUCGCCGGAGAGUCUGCGAAAAUCGCCCUCCGCGCCUGCCGCCCGGAGCUCUCAGAUGCAUGCAAGACACGGCAAGACUGCGCCGACACCUUCGAGGGCAUGCUUAACAAGCUCGGAGAUAUCGAGGACCCGCGUUCCAUUUCCCAUUUUGACCCAUCUGCUGCUACACAGGCCUUUCUGGAUAUCUUCGAGGACGACGAUCUGCCCACUAGCAACACGGAGUUUAACGGAUGUCUUCGCGUGUCACGAGAAAGAGAGCGCGGACGGACGCGAGCGAGACACGCUCCGUCGCAACACGACGAAGAGUUCUGGUACGACGACGGAACCAUUAUUCUUAUCGCCGGCAACGUGGAGUUCCGCGUCUACAAGGGAAUCCUCGCCGAGCACUCCCCGGUGUUCAGCGAUAUGUUCUCUCUGCCGCAGCCGCCGCAGGGAGCCGUCACGCCUGGGGAUCCGCCGUGCCCUGUCGUCCACGUCUCGGACUCCCCUGAAGACCUGAGGCACGUUUUGCGCGUGUACAUGCCGAAAAGCGAUCCCAGCCCCUUCUCUCCUGACGAACCCACGUUCGACGCGAUCUCAGCAACGAUCCGCCUCGGGCACAAAUACCAGAUGUCGCGCCUCGUCGAACACUCGCUCGACUACCUUAAGCAAUACUACACGGACGACUUCGACACCUGGACGGCGAACGACGCGCCCGGCCCACCCGAGUUCGUCGCCCGCCACGCCAUCGCCGUCGUCAACUUGGCGCGUCUCACCGGGGAGACUUCGAUUCUCCCCACGGCAUUCCUCUCAUGCUGCAGCCUGGGCGCGGACAUCGUCGACGGGCUGGUGCGCGAGGAUGGCACGCGCGAGCAUCUCUCGAUGGCCGACCUCGGCCUGUGCUUCGUCGCGAAGGCGCAGCUCGUCCAGGAGGCGUUCGAGAACGCUAUCAACGUGCUGGCGCCGCCCGUCGCGGAUCAGUGCACCAGCCCCUCCCAGUGCAGGAAGCGGCUGGCGCAUUACACGAAGUUCCUCGCUGCGAGAGGGACGCCCAUCGCGUUCAAAGGCCCGCUGUACUCCAUCGUACGGAUGCUGUGGCCCCCUCACGUGAAAAGGGACCAAUUGUUCUGCGCCUUCUGCUGGACUAUGCUCGAUGAGCGCGAUGUUAAUCAGCGGCGCGCGCUGUGGAAAGCGCUUACGGAUGUAUUGGGCCUGACCGACGGCACAUCCGAGACUGCAGACGAGGAAGACUCGGAUGGGGACGAAGAGCACGAUAACUAG